This is a messenger RNA of Oryza sativa Japonica Group (Japanese rice), 1371 nucleotides long. RefSeq names its product receptor-like serine/threonine-protein kinase SD1-8. The record is from RefSeq and is a predicted model, not a curated record. Gene Ontology annotation, biological process: recognition of pollen. Lineage: Eukaryota; Viridiplantae; Streptophyta; Magnoliopsida; Poales; Poaceae.
AUGAACUGGAUAGCUUUCAACUACCUCACCACAGCCAUCUUCCUCCUCCUCCUUCCGGCGUGCGUAGCUGAUGACCAGCUUGUCCCCGGCAAACCUCUGUCCAUUGGCUCCACCGUCGUUUCGAACGGCGGCGCCUUCGCCUUAGGAUUCUUCUCCCCGACCAACUCCACCUCGUCCAAUCUCUACCUUGGCAUUUGGUACAACGACAUCUCGCCGCUCACCUUGGUCUGGGUUGCCAACCGAGGAACUCCGGUGAAGGACGGCGGCCAUGGCAGCUCUUCCUCUGCACCGUCGCUCACCCUGUCAAACUCCUCUGGCCUCGUCUUGGCCGACGGCGACGGCCGCGUUCUUUGGACUACGGACAUCACCAUUAUUGCGGCGAAUUCUCCGGCGGUUGCAGUGCUGAUGAACACCGGCAACCUCGUCGUCCGGUCGCCGAACGGCGCCACGCUGUGGCAGAGCUUCGACCACCCGACGGACACGUACCUCCCCGGCAUGAAGAUAGGGAUCAACUACAGGACGCGAGUCGGCGAGCGCCUCCUCUCCUGGAACGACGGCCCCGGCGAUCCAUCGCCGGGGAGCUUCUCGUUCGGCGGCGACCCGGACACGUUCCUCCAGCUCUUCAUCUGGAACCAGUCACGCCCGUACUGGCGCUCCCCGGUUUGGACAGGCAACCCGAUCCCCAGCCAGCUGAUGGUCAACGGCACCACCGUGAUCUACCUGUCCGUCGUCGACGCCGACGACGAGAUCUACCUCUCCUUCGGCAUCUCCGACCGGGCGCCGCGCACGCGGUACGUGCUAACAAACUCCGGCAAGCUCCAAGUCCUCUCAUGGGACGGCGGCGACGGCGCGUCGGAGUGGAGCAAGCUCGGCGAGCUGCCGAAAUACGAGUGCGAACACUACGGCUACUGCGGGCCAUACGGUUACUGCUACUAUUCGGAGGUGGCUCCGACAUGCGAGUGCCUCGAUGGGUUUGAGCCGAGGAGCAAGGAGGAGUGGAGCAACGGCCGUUUCUCGCGGGGAUGCCGGCGAACGGAGGAGCUGCCCUGCGGCGGCGACGGUGGCGACGCCGUCUUCUUGGAGAUGCAGGGGAUGCAGUUGCCGGACAAGUUCGUGCGCGUCAGGAACAAGACGUUCCACGAGUGCGCGGCGGAGUGCGCCGGUGACUGCUCCUGCACGGCGUACGCGUAUGCCAACCUGGGUGGUAGCGGCAGCGCAAGGAAGGACGCGACGAGGUGCUUGGUGUGGCUGGGAGAGCUGAUCGACACACAGAAAGUUGGCCCGGAUUGGGUGCCUUGGGGCAUAGUUGGUGGUGAGACGCUUUAUCUCAAAGCUGCAGGUUUCACAGAGUUGCUUGACAUCACCCGCUGA